Molecule: messenger RNA, 257 nt
Organism: Staurois parvus
Lineage: Eukaryota; Metazoa; Chordata; Amphibia; Anura; Ranidae
Source: the annotation of a GenBank genome assembly
AACGUUUUGCUUAUAGUUCUACUUUAAGAAUAUUAUUUCUUUCUAAGUGCAUAAAAAGAGAAACCAGAAUGAAAUAUAUUGAGAGCAGGAGCGAACUGACAACUCAUGGGGCCCCCCAGGCAAUAGGGGAUCAUGGGGCCCCUGUGUCCUUGCCCACACUCAAAGCACACCCAAAAAAAGCCUAUAAAAGGUACCAGGGGCAUCUCAUGGGGCCCCCUACUGAUUCCGGGCCCUCGGGCAGUGCCCGAGUUUCCAAA